Molecule: messenger RNA, 693 nt
Organism: Aphanomyces astaci
Lineage: Eukaryota; Oomycota; Saprolegniomycetes; Saprolegniales; Verrucalvaceae
Exons: 1
Coding region: 1-693 (230 amino acids)
Source: RefSeq, a predicted model, not a curated record
AUGCCUAGCUGCAACCGAAAGCUUGCUCUGAACUGGCUCAAAUGGGCGAAGAGAAAGAGAUUGAGCCCCACCCAGACAAUUGCUCCCUUGGAAUACGUCCUCGGUAUUGCCAUCGAACGCCCACUUAUUCCUGACGUGCGGCUUGACCUAAACAUGCGAGACGUCGACGCUCGGUUGUCCUUCCGGUUUGACAUGCGUGACGUGCUGCAGCUCACGACCCUACUUGGGGUUCCCAACGUUGUUGUCACAAGCAGCUUCGACCGUCUUCUUGGAGUGGAGGCCAUGUGUGUCAUGUUGCGUCGUCUGAGAUAUCCCACAACCUACUACGACAAGGUGGCGACCUUUGGACGGUCUCGCGAACAGCUUUGCCGAGUAUUCAACUUCAUGGUCACAUUUGUUCACGCCGAGUGGAAAGAGAUAAUAUACUGCAACACCCGAAUCGUACGCCACCGCAUCGGACAGUAUGCUGCAGCAAUUCACGCAAAGGGAUCUCCAUUGACCAGUGUGUGGGCAUUUCCCGAUGGAACGAAAAUUGAGACCUGCCGUAUCAGCGUGACUGCACAUGGCGCUGUGGGGUUGAAUUUACAAAAACGAAUCUAUUCUGGCCACAAACGGAAGCAUUGUCUCAAUUUUCAAGGCUUGACAACGCCGGACGGAUUGUGCAUUCAUUUGUUUGGCCCAUUGGAAGGCUAA